Molecule: messenger RNA, 1417 nt
Organism: Exophiala xenobiotica
Lineage: Eukaryota; Fungi; Ascomycota; Eurotiomycetes; Chaetothyriales; Herpotrichiellaceae
Exons: 1
Coding region: 350-1417 (355 amino acids)
Biological process (GO): inositol phosphate biosynthetic process
Cellular component (GO): nucleus
Molecular function (GO): ATP binding; inositol-1,3,4,5,6-pentakisphosphate 2-kinase activity
Source: RefSeq, a predicted model, not a curated record
ACAGACGACAAAAGGAUAGAAGAUAGUCCUCGACAUACACGCGCCUGGGAGGGGCUGUGCGUCCGUAAACAGUUGAGUGUGCUAUUUUGAUCGAGUCGACUGGCCGGCACGACGAUGCGAGGCGCAAGUUCUUGGCCAGCGUACUCCCUACCUGGCCUGCCUGGUACACUACAGCCUAACUAAGGUACAUUAGUCUGGUCGUCAAGGAGCGGAACACAAGCGCUUCUCGCUGGAAGUGGUCUUAUUCAAGACUAUAGCAUAACAGCAGCUCGAACACCUGCCACCCUGUUCAUCAAGCCCACCUACAGCUACAGCUAUCAGACUUCCAUCUCCGGACCACACCACCAUAAUGUCGACGCUGCACGUUCCAUCCCCAGCCUGCCCGCCAGCUGUGGCCUCCACAGAGCUGGAGCUACACUAUCUCGCCGAAGGGGCCGCCAACAUUAUAUACAGCGUCUCCGUUCUCUCGCCGCAAUCACUGCAGGAGCACUCGCACUGCUGCGUGAUGCGGCUACGCAAAGACCUGCGGUCCACUAAGCCCGCCGUGGCAGUUAUGGCCGACUUCGACAGGCGUAUCGCCCCCCUCUUCACCGGCUACGAGUCCCUCCUCAUGACGCAAAGCUUGUACAAGCUCACUCCUGAAAUGGUCCGCGCGGCAACAGAGGAGCUCCUGGAAAUGGACCACGUGGACUUAUCCGCCCUGUCAGCGGAUCUCGACAAUUUGGAGGGCAAGCCGAGAAGGGGUCUCCGCCCUCACCACAGACGGCACGUGUAUUUGCCCGCGUACGAAGAUGAGCAGUAUGGCAUCUUGAUGCAGAAUCUCCAAGGCCCGGGAAUAGACUGGCUCGUGGAGUUCAAGCCAAAGUGGCUGGUACAGAGUCCAAGUGCGCCUGUGGAGGCGAAGAAUUGCCGCACGUGCGCGUUGAAUGCGAUGCGGAGACAAAAACAGAAGCACCAAGGGAGAGGUGAUUCCGGAUUCUGUCCUUUGGAUCUGCUCGAGGAAGGCGACGCGUUGGAGCGCGCACUGGCGAAGAUCUGGCCGCCAAUCGAAGGAGACUUCCGGGAGUUUGUGGCAGCUUUCAAGAAGACGGUUCAGCCUGCGCUGUUUCACUUGAGAAAGCUUCAGGAGGAGCACGGAAGCGUCGGGCUGAAGGAUUUCCAGAACCCGAUAGGGAAGGAUUUUGGGGUGGCUAUGGCCUUGAGAGACUGCAGUGUUUUUCUGGCGCUGAGGAGGAGGAAGAACGAGCCCCAGGAUCAAGGUGUGCUUGUCGAACUAGUUGAUGUCAAGUUCGCGGACUUGGACUUGAAGAGCAUCGAAGGGGGAAAGGUCCAGAAAUGGGCAACCAUGGAGCAAGAGCUGCUCGAUGGCGGAUGGUAUUAUAGCCGUGAAGAUUCUAAUUGUUCGUUAUCCCGUUAA